Molecule: messenger RNA, 1593 nt
Organism: Mauremys mutica (yellowpond turtle)
Lineage: Eukaryota; Metazoa; Chordata; Testudines; Geoemydidae
Product: uricase-like
Exons: 8
Coding region: 128-976 (282 amino acids)
Biological process (GO): urate catabolic process; purine nucleobase catabolic process
Cellular component (GO): peroxisome
Molecular function (GO): urate oxidase activity
Source: RefSeq, a predicted model, not a curated record
CCAAACUGUCAGCCCCAGCUGGGCUGAAAUAUAGCCCUGUUCCCUCAGGGGGACUUCUCUGGCACAUUUGUCAGGAGCCUUCCAGAAGGAAGAUCUGGAAAUCUUAAAUGCUGAAUAUGGAAAGAACAUGAUUAAGCUUCUUCGCAUUAGAAGAGAUGGCAAGAAACACUGCAUUAAAGAAGUGGAGGCUUGUGUACAUCUUAGACUGGAUUCUGUCAAUGAGUACUUGCAGGGAGACAAUUCUGCUGUUAUCCCUACUGACACCAUGAAGAACGCUGUCAUUGCUUUGGCAAAAUGCAACGGGAUUGAAACUAUAGAACAAUUUGCCCUGGAUAUCUGCAACUACUUCAUUUCAUCAUAUUGCCAUGUGGUGUACGUCAAGGCCUAUAUUCAAGAGGCACCAUGGCGGCGUCUAGAACAGAAUGGAGUUCCCCAUGCCCAUUCCUUUAUCUUUGUUCCUGAAGGAAUUCGCUUUUGUGAAGUUGAACGGUGUCAGGAUGGUUGUCCACUUAUUUCUUCUGGAAUUAAAGAUCUGAAACUUAAGAAAACAACACAGGCUGGUUUUGAAGGCUUCCACAGGGACAAAUACACCACACUGCCUGAGACGACCGAUAGGGUUUUAAGUGCAGAACUAUUCUGCAAGUGGUGCUAUGGCGAGUGCCAAGAUAUUGACUUUGAUUGUGUAUGGGAUAUUGUUCACGAGAGUGUCCUUGAGGCAUUUUCUGGGCCACCUGACUGUGGGGAAUACUCACCCUCUUACCAGAAGACUGUCAGUGAUAUUCAGAUGCUUAUCCUGGCGAGAGUUUCUCAGAUAGAGGAGACUGAAGUCAUCUUGAACAACAUUCACUAUUUUGUCACAGACUUGAAGAAACUGGGAUUGGCCAAUGAAAAGGAGGUUCUGGUCCCAGUGGAGACUCCCUAUGGUUCUUGUACAUGCGUACUCCGUAGAAGGAAGUGCUUAGAAGAUCAAGCCUAAAAUACAAGAGAUGAGAAGCAAUGUCAGUGAAUUGGAUGGAUGUUUCAACAGGGGACAAACUAUAAACAUUUGGGCUCCAUUCACACAUAUAAGAUGCAUUUAUCAUGUGGCUUUCUUUUCAGAAUGUAUCCAUUCCAUUCAUUGAUCUUUCUGUAUAUUGCCUGAUUUUGGCCUCCACAAAUUACAGAGAUUGGGAUUUUGAUAGGAGCCUAAGGAAUUCAGAUUUCCAAAUCCCAUUGAAUCGCCAUAGGAUUUGUGUACAUAAUUCUCUUGGGCUCCUUUGAAAAUCCAGCAAGAAAUAUUAAGAUCAGUUAAUUAGAAAAUAACUAUUUUCAGGCAUAUGAUGAAAGUUUCAGUUAAUCAGUUAAUGUCUCUAAUGUGCUCUACUCAUUUAAAAUCCUAAAUAGGUUCUAUAAAUUAUUAUUUAUUAAUGUUUGUGCAUUAAUGCAUUGUAGUAACAAAAUUAAUUUAUAAUCAUGAGAGCAAAUCUUUAGGUGGUGUAAACUGGCAUAACUUCAGUGGAUUACACUAAUUUACACAGCUGAGGGUCUGGUUCAAUAUUGUAAAUUUAAUAAGGCAGAAUUAUUACUUGUAUUUCCAAUGUAAAUUAAAAUGGA